Messenger RNA from Ctenocephalides felis (cat flea), 1235 nucleotides. RefSeq names its product ras-like GTP-binding protein Rho1. Gene Ontology annotation, molecular function: GTP binding; GTPase activity. Lineage: Eukaryota; Metazoa; Arthropoda; Insecta; Siphonaptera; Pulicidae. The coding region runs from base 122 to 736 and encodes 204 amino acids. The record is from RefSeq and is a predicted model, not a curated record. The transcript is spliced from 2 exons. Gene Ontology annotation, biological process: small GTPase-mediated signal transduction; cell migration.
AAGUGCACCGAAGUUGGAUAUAGUGGUCUAUUAAAGAAUAACUGCUGAAUAAUAAAUUAAACAGGUAUAUAAUUGAUAGUAAUAGGGAAUAACUGAUUGCAUGAAGGUGAAGUGACAUGAUAUGUGGUGCUGUUCUGCUUCAUCAAAUCCAGAACCAAUGGCUGCAAUUCGAAAAAAGUUAGUGAUUGUCGGAGACGGAGCGUGCGGUAAAACUUGUUUGCUGAUUGUAUUUAGCAAAGAUCAAUUUCCAGAAGUAUAUGUCCCAACUGUUUUUGAAAACUAUGUGGCUGACAUCGAAGUCGAUGGAAAACAAGUUGAACUUGCCCUUUGGGAUACCGCCGGACAAGAAGACUACGAUCGCUUGCGACCUCUCAGUUAUCCUGAUACUGAUGUCAUUCUGAUGUGUUUUUCUGUCGACUCACCUGAUUCAUUAGAAAAUAUUCCAGAAAAAUGGACUCCAGAGGUGAAACACUUUUGUCCAAAUGUACCUAUUAUUCUUGUUGGAAAUAAGAAAGAUUUACGCAAUGACCCAAACACAAUCAAAGAGUUAAGUAAGAUGAAACAGGAACCUGUGAAGCCACAGGAAGGGCGUGCCAUGGCCGAGAAGAUAAAUGCCUUUGCAUAUUUAGAAUGUUCUGCUAAAUCAAAAGAAGGAGUACGAGAAGUAUUUGAGACCGCCACAAGAGCCGCAUUACAAGUUAAGAAAAACAAGAAGAAUCGGUGUUUGCUAUUGUAGAUUAUUUUGAUAUUCAAUAUCUAUUGUUUGCUAUACUGCCUAAAUGCAAAUUUAACUAUAUUUGAUGCAUCGAUUUGCUCUUUGUUCGGCACAGGAUAAAGGGUGAUUUUUGAAUUGAUUUCCUUUUGUUUAUGCAGUAAUUUGAAUUAAAUGGAAUGUACUCUCAGAUUUCUCAGGUCCCUUAAUCUUAAAAUCCGCAUGAAAUAUUUACAAGAGGAUAACUAAAACUGAGGGUACCUUAAACAUCCUGUUCUGUGAUUAUCAAUAGAUUUGUAAAGUGCCUAUAGAUAGACUAAAAUAUGCAACAGCAUCGAGUAUAGGCAGUGCGAUUAACAAUUUUAAAAUCAAUAUUAUGAGAUAAUUUUAAUCAAUUAUAUUACCAUUGUGGAAUUUAUUACAUAUGUGUUAUUGGGGCAUAAUUUACAUUAGAUUUUUAGAAAUGCAUGCGAUGUAUCAUGUCUACUAUAUUAAAUAAAUAAAAUUCCCUAUAUUUUACCAA